GGAAUGGGAAUGAUUACCCGAACCCUGAACUUUUUUAGCCUGAAACCCUGUACUCGAUCCAAACCUUUUUCGACCCAAAAUUUGAAACCGAACCCCUACCUUGCUUUCUCUCACCUCACCCUGUCCCUUCUCCAAAUAACACAACAAUUAUCAAAAAAUCUUUAUUUUUCUUUAAGAUUAAAAUCUGUUGGAAUUGAAUGUCAAAAUACUUGGACUAAUCUCUACAUUUCUUUAUUAAUUUAUUUGAGUUAUUUUUUGCUUUUUUGUAAUUUCUUUUAUCAAACUUAUUUACGUUCUGGAAAUCGUUAUACAAAAAUUGAAAAGAAGACAAAAGAAGUUUUAGCUAAUGGAAAUGCUAAUAAUAUUACUUCUGAAACUACUAUUAGGUAA
Messenger RNA from Meloidogyne enterolobii, 390 nucleotides. NCBI's taxonomy places the organism in Eukaryota, Metazoa, Nematoda, Chromadorea, Rhabditida, Meloidogynidae. The record is from the annotation of a GenBank genome assembly.